Messenger RNA from Tetrahymena thermophila SB210, 1101 nucleotides. RefSeq lists its product as hypothetical. The record is from RefSeq and is a predicted model, not a curated record. Lineage: Eukaryota; Ciliophora; Oligohymenophorea; Hymenostomatida; Tetrahymenidae. The transcript is spliced from 3 exons.
UUUUAAUUAGGAAACAAUCACUUAAAGUUGAUUUAAAGAUAUAAUAUUAAUUUACAAUUCACUUAAAGUUAAAUUUGUUUAAAUAAAAAAUAAAUAAUGCAUAGAAAGUAUCUUAGAACUUUGUGGGAUAUGACAGCUUUCCACAAGGAGUACAACAAAGAAUGGUUAUCUGUUAUUAACAAGUUGAAAAAGAAAGGUUAUCAAGGUUUAGAAAUUGCUGUCUAGUUUUCUUCAGAAAGCUAGUUAGAUGCCUUCAAAGUUAUUAAAGAUAAAAAAGAAUUGAGUUAUGUUGCAUAAAUUCACACUUGCGGCUAUCCAAUUAUUUCAAGCGAUGUAAAUGCACACUUGGAUUCUCUUAAAAAAGGUAUUGAAACUGCUCUUAAAAUUAAUCCAGAUGCUAUCAACAUCCAUUCUGGUCGUGAUUGUUGGACUUAAGACUAAACUUUAGAGUUUUUUAACAAAGCUUAGGAAAUUUAAUAACAUGUGAAUGUCCCUAUUUAGCAUGAAACCCAUAGAUAAAGAGCCCUCUUUAAUCCUUAUAUUACUAAAAUUUAUCACAUUGGGUUUUGGUUGGUGAAAGGUUCUAUGAUCAACAACACGAUAAAGAGUUCUUUGAUGCAUUUAAUAUAAUAAAAGGAAAUACAAGAUAAAUCCAUGCAAGAAUAGGUUCUCCUAAUCAAAUAUAAGUAAUACAUCCAGAAUUUGAAGUAGAGUCCUUAAAAUGGUAUGAUUAAUAAUGGAAAGAUAUAGCACAAACUUAAGAAAAGAAAGGGACACACAAAUUCUAUUACACUUGCGAAUUUGGUCCUCAGCCUUAUUCUAUUUUCAACCCAAAAACUAAAAAAUAGUUAAAUAAUACAGCAAAAAAUAACGAUUUUAUGCUUUAGCACCUUCUCAAUAAUCACAAAUGAAUAAAAAUAAAUUUAUAGCAAAAUAUUUUUAUGUAAAAAAAAUAAAUAAAUUGAAUAAAAUUCAUUAAAAUAAUUUUAAAUUACAAUCAAAUUUAUGAAAAAUCUUUACAUUUUAAUUUAUUCUUUCAAUGAUAGAUUUUUAUUCAAACUUAAAUAGAAAACAUUUGUUAAAUAUUUUAGCAUUAUUUGA